This is a messenger RNA of Alexandromys fortis (reed vole), 1861 nucleotides long. It is a transcript of the gene Tmprss5, whose product is annotated as transmembrane serine protease 5. The transcript has 11 exons. Lineage: Eukaryota; Metazoa; Chordata; Mammalia; Rodentia; Cricetidae. Gene Ontology annotation, biological process: proteolysis. The coding region runs from base 79 to 1443 and encodes 454 amino acids. The record is from RefSeq and is a predicted model, not a curated record. Gene Ontology annotation, cellular component: membrane. Gene Ontology annotation, molecular function: serine-type endopeptidase activity.
AGAGUGGGUCUUCUUUUGGCAGCCCUGGAUUUCCAACAAUUCUUUCUUCAGAGUCCAACACUGGAUGACCAAGGCCCAAUGGAGGUUCGGUACACAGAAGAGGGUCCUGGACUUGGGAUCUUCAGAAAAGAGUUGGGAGACCGGCGGCAACCCAUCUCCCAGUCCCAGCGCUGGUGCUGCCUGCAGCGUGGCUGUGCGGUUCUGGGAGCCCUGGGGCUGCUGGCUGGAGCAGGGGUCGGCUCAUGGCUCCUAGUACUGUAUCUAUGGCCGGUUGCCUCUCCCCCCAUCUCCGGGACCUUGCAGGAGGAGGAGAUGAAUCUGAGCUGUCCAGGAGUCAGCAGGGAGGAAGAGCUUCUCUCAUCGCUUCCCAAAACAGUAUCUUUCAGAAUCAUGGGCGAGGAUCUCCUGCUUGAAGUGCAAGUAAGGGCUCGGCCAGACUGGCUCCUGGUCUGCCAUGAGGGCUGGAACCCUGCCCUGGGGAUGCACGUUUGUCAGAGUCUUGGGCACCUCAGGCUCGCUCAGCACAAGGCAGUGAAUCUGUCUGACAUCAAACUCACCAGACCCUGGGAGUUCGCUCAGCUGUCUGCUAGACCAGGAGGUCUCCUCCAGGAGGCAUGGCAGCCCAGCGCUAGCUGUCCUUCUGGCCGAAUUGUUUCUCUCAAAUGUUCUGAGUGUGGGGCAAGACCUCUGGCUUCUCGAAUAGUUGGCGGUCAGGCGGUGGCUUCUGGGCGCUGGCCAUGGCAAGCGAGCGUGAUGCUUGGCUCCCGGCACACGUGCGGGGCCUCUGUGCUGGCACCCCACUGGGUAGUGACUGCUGCCCACUGCAUGUACAGUUUCAGGCUGUCCCGCCUGUCCAGCUGGCGGGUGCAUGCAGGCUUGGUCAGCCACAGUGCCGUCCGACAGCAGCAGGGAGCAAUGGUGGAGAAGAUCAUUCCCCACCCUCUGUACAGCGCCCAGAACCAUGACUAUGACGUGGCUCUCCUGCAGCUCCGGACUCCGCUCAACUUCUCAGACACUGUGGGCGCUGUGUGCUUGCCGGCCAAGGAGCAGCAGUUUCCAAGAGGGUCGCAGUGCUGGGUGUCUGGCUGGGGCCACACCGACCCCAGCCAUACUCAUAGCUCAGACACGCUACAGGACACGGUGGUACCUCUGCUCAGUACCCACCUCUGCAACAGCUCAUGUGUGUACAGCGGAGCACUCACACACCGCAUGCUGUGUGCUGGCUACCUGGACGGAAGGGCAGACGCAUGCCAGGGGGACAGCGGGGGACCCCUUGUGUGUCCCAGUGGUGAUGUGUGGCACCUUGUAGGGGUGGUUAGCUGGGGUCGUGGCUGUGCAGAGCCCAAUCACCCAGGUGUCUAUGCCAAGGUAGCAGAGUUCCUGGACUGGAUCCAUGACACCGUGCAGGUGAGUGUGGAGAAGGAGAGCAGCCCAAGUUUCUGAAGGACCUACCCCAGGACACUGAGGACCUUCUGAGGGUUGGACAUGGGUCUAGGGAAUGUUGGCCAGAGUGGGAGGAGAAAGAAAGGACAUAUAACAAAAACCCACUGGGUUUCUAGCAGUUUAAACACUAUCAGGGAAGGGUAGACUGAGUCUGUGACCUAGAUCUGUCUUUUGGGGGUGACCUGUGGCAAGUUCCUACCCUUGGUAAGCCCAGGCUUUCUGGUCAUAGCCAUCCUGGCUGUGUUUUACUCUGUUUUCUCUCCGCCUUGUUACACAGACACCUAUGUCUCUUGGCUCCCUGGCAGGUCCGCUAGCUACAGGAGAAGCAGCUGCCACCUCUGAUGCCGAACUGUGGAUUUCUCAUGGAUCGUCCCAGACUGAGGGCCAGCAGCUGCAGCACUGGCCUCUCUUCUAAGGC